AUGACUGAGAAACGAUCGCUGGUUGAUGAAUUACACGCUGCAACGAGAAGAAAUUUUCCAAGAAGACGCGUCAUAGUAUACGGAUACGAUGACCUGUGGCAGGCGGAUGUGGUUGAGAUGCGUCCGUAUAAACGCUACAACAGAGGUUACCACUACAUUCUCACCGUUAUCGAUGUGCUGAGUAAGCAUGCAUGGGCGUACCACUCAAAGCCAAGAGCGGGAACGAGAUGGAUCGACAUGCUGCCACGCCUCGUAUCAGAUUACAACGCGCGAAAGCAUCGAACUAUCGGUAUGCGGCCCAUCGAUGUUACCCCUGCGAUCGCCGACAGGCUCUUAACAACGGUGUAUAAUCAUGUAAAGAUUGCUGCACCUGCGCGAUUCAAAGUGGGUGACUCGGUUCGCGUGAGCAAAUUCAAGACGAUCUUUGAGAAAGAUCUUUGA
Mycetomoellerius zeteki is the source of this 441-nucleotide messenger RNA. RefSeq lists its product as uncharacterized. Lineage: Eukaryota; Metazoa; Arthropoda; Insecta; Hymenoptera; Formicidae. The transcript is spliced from 2 exons. The record is from RefSeq and is a predicted model, not a curated record. Bases 1 to 441 code for a protein of 146 amino acids. Gene Ontology annotation, molecular function: nucleic acid binding.